Caenorhabditis bovis is the source of this 1107-nucleotide messenger RNA. The record is from the annotation of a GenBank genome assembly. Lineage: Eukaryota; Metazoa; Nematoda; Chromadorea; Rhabditida; Rhabditidae.
AUGCCGUUGCCGUUAUUUGGGAAAAGCCACAAAUCGCCAGCUGAUGUUGUCAAACAACUCAGGGAGGCACUUUUAAUCAUUGACAAGAGUACCAGCACGGAAAAGAAGACAGAUAAGGCCCUGGAAGAAGUCAGUAAGAACUUACAAGCGAUCAAGGGUUUCAUCUACGGUUCCGAUGGUCAAGAACCUCAUAGUGAUCAAAUUGCUCAACUAGCUAAUGAAGUUUACAACGCGAAUAUAUUGCCAAUGCUCAUCAAGCAUCUCUCAAAGUUUGAGUUUGAGUGCAAAAAAGAUGUCGGACAGAUAUUCAACAAUCUGUUGAGAAGGCAGAUUGGAACACGCUCGCCGACCGUUGAAUACCUUGGAGCUCGCCCAGAGAUUCUUCAUCAGCUUGUCAAUGGGUACACGCAUCCCGAAAUUGCCCUAACUUGUGGUUCGAUGCUCCGCGAAAGCAUUCGACACGAUAAUCUUGCCAAAAUCGUCCUCUACUCGGACAUCUUCUUCAAGUUCUUCGUAUUCGUUCAAAGCGAAGUCUUCGACAUUGCUUCUGAUGCGUUCUCAUCCUUCAAGGAUCUUGUUACUAAACACAAAACCAUGUGCGCUGAGUUUUUGGACGCCAACUACGAUAAAUUUUUCAGCAACUAUCAACAGCUGUUGAACUCGAAAAAUUAUGUGACUCGAAGACAGUCGUUGAAAUUACUUGGAGAACUUCUGUUGGACCGGCACAACUUCAACAUUAUGACAAAGUACAUCUCGAAUCCCGAGAAUCUCAAGCUUAUGAUGGAGUUGUUACGUGAUCGCAGUCGAAACAUUCAAUAUGAAGCUUUCCACGUGUUCAAGGUAUUCGUUGCCAAUCCGAAUAAGCCGAAACCGAUCUCCGAUAUUUUGAAUCGUAAUCGCGAUAAAUUGGUGGACUUCCUCUCCGAGUUCCAUAAUGAUCGAACCGAUGACGAGCAAUUCAACGAUGAAAAAGCGUACCUCAUCAAGCAAAUUCAAGAUAUGAAGGGUCCGUCGAGCUCGUCCAGCUCAUCACAAGCAGCGGCUGCAUCAGCUCACGCUCAAUCCGCGGGAUCAGCUUCGGGAACCACAUCAGCACCGGCUUCUUAA